Melampsora larici-populina 98AG31 is the source of this 1392-nucleotide messenger RNA. RefSeq lists its product as uncharacterized. The transcript has 10 exons. Lineage: Eukaryota; Fungi; Basidiomycota; Pucciniomycetes; Pucciniales; Melampsoraceae. Gene Ontology annotation, biological process: DNA damage response. Gene Ontology annotation, molecular function: phosphatase activity. Bases 1 to 1392 code for a protein of 463 amino acids. The record is from RefSeq and is a predicted model, not a curated record. Gene Ontology annotation, cellular component: cytoplasm; nucleus.
AUGACUACCACCCGAUUUCCAAAUUCAUCAUACCAACCACCGGUUCGGUUCUCGAUCGAACCUUAUUCAGCAUCUAAUCCCAAUACGUUUGCAUACCAAUCGACCAUCAAAAGAUGGCCUAUGAUCUUAACCAAUAUAAUUGAUAGAAUGGUGAAAAUCAAUAAUUCACUUUUAGAUGAAGGAGGUGAUCAUCAAAAUGAUAAAUUAAAACAUGGAAAGUUGAUCAUUAGUCAAAUUUCGGAACUUAAAUAUCAAUGUGCUAGAGAUAAAGAACUUGGACCGAUCAUCGAUGACGGUGGUCAAAAUUUAGUAUUGUAUAAUGAAGAACUUAAAAAAGCAAAGGCUGCAAAUAAAUCGACUUGGUUUACUGCUUCUUGGCUGUUUGCCGAAUGUUAUUUAUACCGACGAUUGAAUAGUUUUUUCAUGAGUUCUGAACAUUGGAAAACCUAUGACCCAUUCCAUGAACCGAAAACGUCAUGUCUUCAAGCAUCAUUUCCCGCCAUUCUUAAAUUAGCUACUACCCUUAAUCUUAGUAUUUCCAACCUUGACCCAAUCAAUGAAGAUCAAUUACGUACCAGUUUUCGAGGAUUUCUUCUGGCUUCAUUAUGGGGUAAUGCAACUGAUUUAAGUUUGUUACCUACGAUCUCAUCAGAAGCGAUUUAUGAAUUACAAUCUGAAAAUCGUUCAGAUAGUUCAAGAAUUUUAAAAGAUGAUUUUGAAACGCUUUACAAAAGAAUGAAUGAAAACUUGAAUCACAAGAAAGAGAACGGUUAUGAAGACGUCAAACGGAUUGAUAUCGUACUAGAUAAUGCUGGGUUUGAACUUUUUACUGAUCUUGUACUUGCUGAUUGGUUCAUUUCGAUUUCUCCUUUCGCUACCAAAGUAGUUUUUCAUCCCAAAGAUAUCCCAUGGUUUGUCAGUGAUGUGAUGGAAAAAGAUAUCAAAGGUUUAUUGGAAGCUUUGAUUGAGUAUAAUGAUGUGGAAGUCUUGGAACCAUUGGUCAAACGUUGGAAAGAACAUUUUGUGACUAAGAAAUGGGAAAUCGCUCAUGAAUAUACAUCUGUUUGGACAAGUCCAUUUCCAUUUUGGGAUUUACCAAACCAAUCUCAAGAACUUUGGAAAGAUUUAAAGUCAUCUGAUUUAGUGAUUUUUAAAGGAGAUUUGAAUUAUCGAAAAUUAACGGGUGAUGCGAAUUGGGAAACGACCGUUCGAUUUGAAGAUUCCAUUGGACCUUUAGAGAGUUUGAUUAAUUUACUUUCACUUAGGACUUGUAAAGCUGAUGUGGUUGUAGGUUUGAGAAACGGAUUACAAAAAGAAAUGGAUGAAACUGAUCCUGAAUGGAGAAUUAAUGGAAAAUAUGGAAUGAUUAGUUUUUCAAAACAAGAGCCGUAA